Molecule: messenger RNA, 1350 nt
Organism: Theileria equi strain WA
Lineage: Eukaryota; Apicomplexa; Aconoidasida; Piroplasmida; Theileriidae
Exons: 2
Coding region: 1-1350 (449 amino acids)
Molecular function (GO): zinc ion binding; protein binding
Source: RefSeq, a predicted model, not a curated record
AUGGAGAAACCUGGUUUUGUAAAAUACCCGGCAGAUAUUGCCAUAAGAUGGCUAACAUACAAGAACGAAUCCGGUGGUCUGUUGGAUUUCGAAUAUAAACACUUUGAACGCCAAACAAUAAACAUAAGGAAGGGACAACAUCCCGAUGAAAUGUACUUGGUCAACGAUGCCAAGACUUGUAAGAUCUUCUCAAGUCAAAGCGGCGCUUUGUCGUUCAUAAGGGACAACCACGGUGCCGAGAUAUUAGCAAAAAUAACAUGCGAAGAUUCUGCUGUCUAUGUUUCGCUCCCUGAUUCCUCGGUAUUUCCGAACGUUAGAGAAGCGUACAGACUUAUAAGUGACCAAGCGUUCAGAAGGGUUUAUGGCCCUUUUACAGUUAAUGUCGGCCUUCCUGUUGCUCUCAAUGAGGGUGAUGAAAUUAAGCUUGGGAGGGUAAAGUUGGUUGUACGACAUCUUGCGUAUAAUACGAAAGAAUCUAUCUCUUAUUUACAUAAUUUGAUCAAUGAAGAAACUCCAGAAUCUAGCUCUAGCAUUGAAGACAAUACCCCAAGUGAACCUGAAAAGGCUUAUUCCCAGGUCAAUAAAGAUGCAGAAUAUGAUUUGAAAAUAACUAAAAGAUCGACUGAGACGAUCACAUGUUCCGAUCUUCCUAGUACACGUACAAAUGUAACGCAAGAUAAUGCAUCAUUCAACGAAAACCUCUUGGCGGGAAACACAUGUCGCAUAUGUCUCUGUGAUGAUGACGAUGCUUCAGGACCCCUUAUAACUCCAUGUAAGUGCAAAGGAACCCUGACGUACGUACAUUUGGCUUGUAUACGAUCUUGGAUUAAGGGUCGUCUUAACUGCUACGAUGGAAACGGGUCACCUAAUGUAAGUUACUUUUGGCAAAAACUCCAUUGCGAACUAUGUGGAGCCUCCUAUCCGUCGUAUAUUAAUAUUGACAACAAGGAAACAGAAUUCGUUGAUAUAGAACAACCCAAUCCUCCUUAUGCAGUUCUUGAACCUGAAAAUUCCAUCGAUAGGGGAUAUUUUAUUGUGAGCUUAGCUAAGAAGGAUGCAAUAAUAGGAAGAGGCCACGACUGUGAUGUAAGACUAACAGAUAUAUCGGUUUCGAGAUUACAUUCUCGUUUGUAUUUCUCAAAUGGACACUUCAUCAUCGAAGAUAAAAAGAGUAAAUUCGGCACAAUGAUUCACAACUCAACCCCGAUAAAGAGCCAGGUAAUUCCUGGAGCCCCAAUUUGCCUUAAGGUUGGCAAUGGAAUUCUGUGUAUAUCAAUGAAGAAGGCAUGGAGGCCAUUUGCUUUGUGCUGCAGUGGUGCAUCCUCAGAGGGCGCACGAUUUAUUGUUUAA